GUCAGACCGGCUAUCUUAUCUCAGCGCACCUGUACACAGUGUUGCGAAAUCAAUUCUGUGUCACGUGAAUAUUUAUCAACCCAGAAACCCUUAUUUUAUCCCGGGUGACUUUAGCAUAUGGACAAAGAAUUUACAGAAUGAUGACAAUGGGACAGAAUAUCAUUCUGAUGAUUUGGAUAUCCAUGAUUGGGUUGUCAACACAAUAUUCCAGUGACCAAACACUGUACAUCGGAAAUGAUUGUGAAAACUAUAAAAUACAUCAUGUGAAUAAGGAGGACACGUACACGAUUGUGUGGAACGGUGGCGUGAUACCUAAUUAUUGCUCCAUUGGUUUCAUUGGCCGUGAUGAUGGUUACAUGAACGAGUACAAGGUCUGUGUAGAGGCAGAGACGUGGAAAGUUCCGAACUGCGGGGCAAAGGUCAAGUUAGAAAAAGGAGUUGUCAGCGUCCUUUCAGAGGUCUAUUCCUGCUACCAGUCGCCUUCAAGUUGGUGUGGAGACUCUGAUGACUAUGUGGAUAUCAUGUUCGAGUCUACACCCACACAUUCAUCAGGACAGACUGCUGAAAUUCGCCUCAAAGUCACAGCCACUAUGACAUACAAUUACACAAUGACCAUUGGUCUCGCAGUCGGCGGAUGUGUUGGCGGUUUGUUUUUCCUGAUACUCGCCAUAGUGCUCAUUUCAAGGGUCAGAGCCCGACGACUUUCACCUGUAAUUCUGACAUCAGGUUAUAGCGCGCCCACACAAGCACAGGGUUUGAGAAACCCUGUCAUGUAUUCAAACACAAGCGGAAGCUAUCCAGACAGUUUCAAACCACCUCCCUCGUACGAAAGUGUGAUGAAUACCUCUCCUUACGCUCCGCCACCAAUAUCGACAAACCCACCCGUGAAUGGAUCAUAAAAAACAGUGUCGAGGAAAUAGACAUGCAAAUAUAAAUCCAAUAUAUAAUGCUACACAAUUCAAUCUGAGAAGUUUUUAAAUCCAACAGAAGAGGACUAACUGAACGUCUGCCUUGACAAUGGCUGUGAAGUUUGUGUGAUUUGUUGAAAUUGUUUUACCUAUUGUUGUGUUGAAUACAUUGUUUGUAAAUUAUAUAGAAUUAUUUGUUAAUGUCCAUCACUGAUACAUGUUCUAUGUUUGUAUUGCCACUAAAAGUAAUCAAUAUAUUUCAUAAAUUAAUGCUAUGGCUACGAUGUAAAUAAUGACUGUAGUUGAUGAAGAAACUGUAAUUACAUUGCGACACGUUGAAAAUGUAAAAUAUAUGAAAUGUUUCAAGAAUUUAAGAUUAUAACAUGAAUAUGAAAUCCGUUAUAUUUUUGUACUUUGUUUUUCUUGUGAAUGUCAUGUCCUGUGUACCAUAACUUAAUCCUGUUUUUCAAUAUCAAUUUACCUUUGUUUGAAAUAUUUAAAAAUAUAUGGUCGUUUUUUCAAAUAUAACUCCACACAAUGUUUUUGUUUGAACAUCGACGUGUGUAUCGUAAUUUUCUCGCUAACUGUACAAAAGAAGACUGAGCAAUCAAAAGCAUGAUUAUUUUUCAAAAUGUUAAUAAUUUUUAAUUUUUAAUCAUAUUUUUAUCACUGUGACUCUACUAUAUACACUACGCAGGAUUCGACAAAAAUGGAAGAUUCCAUUCAAAUGGGUAACAUGGACUAAAUUAUUAAAUGAUGAGGCAUUCGAAGGCCACAGAAGAAUGAAUUUAUUGAAAAAUCAUAGGUGUUUUAUUUGAAAAUAUUAAUUAAAACACAUAAUGGGAGCUUACUGUAACACAUAUCAGAGCAACGUAUAAUGUGUCUUAUAUCCUUAAGGGAGAAAACUCUAUCAAACAUAAUAAGCAUAACGUGUUAGAAAGUGCAUAUCAACUCAUUAGUAAACAAUGUUUUGUAGAUUAUAUCAUUUGUGCGUUU
This is a messenger RNA of Mizuhopecten yessoensis (Yesso scallop), 1904 nucleotides long. RefSeq lists its product as uncharacterized. The record is from RefSeq and is a predicted model, not a curated record. The transcript has 6 exons. The coding region runs from base 138 to 899 and encodes 253 amino acids. Lineage: Eukaryota; Metazoa; Mollusca; Bivalvia; Pectinida; Pectinidae.